Molecule: messenger RNA, 2726 nt
Organism: Pantherophis guttatus
Lineage: Eukaryota; Metazoa; Chordata; Lepidosauria; Squamata; Colubridae
Gene: MFSD2A
Product: MFSD2 lysolipid transporter A, lysophospholipid
Biological process (GO): carbohydrate transport; lysophospholipid translocation; lipid transport across blood-brain barrier
Cellular component (GO): plasma membrane
Molecular function (GO): lysophospholipid:sodium symporter activity; fatty acid transmembrane transporter activity
Source: RefSeq, a predicted model, not a curated record
CGUCGGCCGGAGAAAGGGGCGCAUUCAUUCAUUCUCCUCCGCUCGAGCCGAGCCGAUCGGGGCGCUCACGGCAGCCUUUCGCUCGCCCGCUUGAAACUGUCCCGCCGCUGCUUCCCGCGCCGGGAUAGAAACGCCUGAAAGCGAAUUGAGGAGGGGGAAAAAAGGAAGAAAAGAAAAGAGGAAAAGAGGAGAAAAGGAAAGAAAAGGAAAGGGGGGAAAGGAAAAAGGAAAAGGAAAGGAAAGGAAAGGAAAACUUUCGAGCACGGAGAUCAAGUGGAUUAAUCGGACCCGAUCCCCCUGGGCUUGCCAAUGGCCAAAGGAGAAGGAGCUGAGAGCGUCUCCUCGGCUGGCCUUUUGCAACCGAGCAUCUUAAAACCGGAGGAGCUGAUCCGAUCCAAGAGAGAAAGCAAAGCCAAGCUAUCGAUAUGCAGCAAAGUGUGUUAUGCCAUUGGUGGAGCACCUUAUCAGAUCACUGGUUGUGCUUUGGGAUUCUUUCUCCAGAUUUACUUGUUGGACGUGGUGCAGAUGGACCCCUUCUACGCAUCCAUCAUCCUUUUCGUGGGACGUGCGUGGGAUGCCAUAACUGACCCGCUGGUGGGUUUCUUCAUCAGUAAAAGCUCCUGGACCUGCUUUGGACGCCUGAUGCCCUGGAUUAUCUUUUCCACUCCCUUUGGUGUCAUCUCCUACUUCAUGAUAUGGUUGGUGCCCGACAUCUCUCAAGGGCAAGUGAUGUGGUACCUUUUCUUCUACUGCAUUUUUCAGACCCUCAUUACGUGCUUCCAUGUUCCUUAUUCGGCCCUCACCAUGUUCAUCAGCAGAGAGCAGAGCGAAAGGGAUUCUGCCACAGCCUACCGCAUGACAGUAGAAGUGCUUGGCACUGUCCUAGGAACAGCCAUCCAAGGACAGAUUGUGGGGAAAGUAGAUACUCCUUGUAUUCCCGACCCACCUUUCUUGAACACGAACAAUUCUUCGGUGGUCUUAGAAGAAGUCAACAUCACCCGGGACACUGGUUCGCUUUCUGAUACGAGAAAUGCCUAUAUGAUUGCAGCCGGGGUCAUUGGUGGGAUUUAUAUUCUUUGUGCUACCGUUCUGUCUCUAGGCGUCCGGGAAAGGCAAGAAUCUUCUGAACUUCAAUUGGCCGAGCCGGUUUCCUUCUUCCAGGGUUUGAAGCUGGUUAUGAAACAUGGACCCUACAUCAAGCUGAUUGCAGCUUUCCUGUUCACCUCCCUGGCUUUCAUGCUGUUGGAAGGAAACUUUGCCUUGUUCUGCACUUACACCUUGGGGUUCCGCAACGAGUUCCAGAACAUUCUGCUCGCCAUCAUGCUCUCGGCCACACUGACCAUUCCUUUCUGGCAGUGGUUCCUUAUACGUUUUGGGAAGAAAACUGCUGUUUACAUUGGCAUCUCGUCUGCCACUCCUUUCCUCAUCUCGGUUGUGAUUUUGGAAAGCAACCUCAUUAUGACCUACGUGGUAGCCGUUGCAGCUGGAAUGAGCGUGGCCGCUGCUUUCCUCUUGCCGUGGUCUAUGUUGCCAGAUGUGGUGGAUGACUUCAACCUCCAGCACCCGGAUUGCAGAGGCCAUGAAGCUAUCUUCUUCUCUUUCUACGUCUUCUUCACCAAGUUUGCUUCUGGAGUGUCUCUGGGGAUCUCCACGCUCAGUUUAGACUUUGCAGGAUACAAGACUCGAGGCUGCUCCCAGCCGGAGGAGGUGAACCUGACUUUGAAAAUGCUCGUCUCUGCAGCCCCGGUGGCAUUGAUCAUCCUUGGCCUGCUCCUUUUUAAGCUCUACCCCAUCGAUGAGGACAGGCGGAAAAAAAACAAGAAAGCUCUGCAGGAUUUAAGGGAUGAAGAGAGCAACAGUAGCACCGAGACAGAUUCUACAGAAUUAGCCAGUAUCGUUUGACCUUACCUUGUCUUGGUUUACCCCCCCUCUGGGAUCCUCUAAAACAUGGGGCCACCAUGACAUCUUACUGUGAAAAACUUGCUUCCAUGGGAGAGCACUUGUGAAGCCUUAAAGACUGCUCUGGAAAUCAAAUAUGGAUCGACGUUGUGCCUUAAGUAGGAUCCAUGGAUCACCGAUUGUCAAACAUACUUUGCCUUUUGGUACUCCAAUAAGAUACCUCUAACUAGAACAGAGGUCUUCAAACUUGGCAGCUUUAAGACUUGUGGACUUCAACUCCCAGCUAUGCUGGCUGGAGAAUUCUGGGAAUUGAAGUCCACAAGUCUUAAAGCUGCCAAGUUUGAAGACCCCGAACUAGAACAAGCAUCAUCUCAGUGCGUCUUUUACCAGAAUUGGUUUGGAAAAAAAAACUCUGUUGUGUUGUGAUAUCUUUUAAACAUAUGCUAUUUAUCACUAAUCCAGCCACUGAAUGGUGCAAAUCUGUGAAGUACUGUAAGUGUAUUUUGGUAUGUUUUUUCCUAUUCAAUAUUGCAUUAUAUAUUAUAUUAUCAUGGGCCCAGAUGGUGCUUUUUUUUUUGGUGUAUAUUACACCGGUGGCUUGACCUUGUCAAAAUAUGACCUAGUACUGUUUUUUUUUUCUGUAAAUAAGAUGCAACUAAUGAACCAUCCUGUGAUGUUCCCGUUUAUAUAUAAGUAUAAAUAUAUAAAUAUAUAAAUAUAUAUUUGUAUAUAUCAAGAAGAAGCUAAUUAAAGUAACUUAAUGCUGUACAUAUAAAAAUGUCAUGUUUUCCUAUUUGUAUAUUGUGUACAGAAAGAAAUCUGUGGAU